This is a messenger RNA of Passer domesticus (house sparrow), 4112 nucleotides long. RefSeq names its product NAD(P)HX dehydratase (gene NAXD). Gene Ontology annotation, molecular function: ATP-dependent NAD(P)H-hydrate dehydratase activity. The transcript is spliced from 12 exons. Bases 109 to 2061 code for a protein of 650 amino acids. Lineage: Eukaryota; Metazoa; Chordata; Aves; Passeriformes; Passeridae. The record is from RefSeq and is a predicted model, not a curated record. Gene Ontology annotation, biological process: metabolite repair.
UCGCGGCGGCCUGCAGGGGCAGCGCUGCCGCGCGUGUGUGCGCCGGUGCGGGGUGCGGGGGGAGCCCGCCCGCCGCGGGCUCGCUGACACGGCGGCCAGGGCGCAGCGAUGUCGCUGCCCGCGCUGGCGCGGCGCGGCCCGGCACGGCGGUGCGCGGGGGUGAGUGACCCCGGCCGGCCAAGGAUGAUUACGAACACGCGGGGCUUCCUGUGGUCGGAUCUGGAGACGCGGGCGCUUCUGGAGAUCUGGGGCGAGGCGGACGUGCAGUCGGCGCUGGACGGCAACUUUCGGAACAGCCAUGUGUACCGGGACGUGGCGUGCCGCCUGGCCGAGCUGGGCUUCGAGCGCACCCCCGAGCAGUGCCGCAUCCGCAUCAAGGGCCUCAAGCGGCAGUACUACCAGGCCCGGGACGGGCUGAAGAAGAACGGGCACGCCCGCAAGAUAUGCAAGUACUACGACGAGAUGGACCGGAUCCUCAGCUGCCGGGGGGGGCCCGACGGCGCCCCCGAGCCGCUGGCCCCGCCGCCCGACGGCGCCCCGCCGCCCGCGGGGCCGCUGGCCGCGCCGCCCACGCCGGGCACGCCGCACAACAGCCGCGAGCUGGACGCCGAGCUGGACGAGGACGCCGGGCCGGAGUCCCCCCGGGACAACUUCACCGAGGAUUCCGGCGAGUGCUCUUCCUACGCCGACCACCCCAUCAAGGUGGAGUGCCCGCCCUUCGCCAUCCCCGUGCCGCCGGGUGACGGCUUUAAAGAAGUCAGUGCUCCAACCAUUACCCCACCUCUCAAUCAGCCCAAAAGAUCAAAAAAACGCCAUACCAAUUUGACAUUGGAUAAAAUGAUGGAAAAAUUUCUGCAGCAGAGCAUGGAUACAGAUGAGAAAUUUUACAGAUUUGAAGAGCAGAGGCUCAAAAUCGAGGACAAGCGUCGGGAAGCUGAGCAUGCUCGAGAACUCCAGAUGUUACAGAUGUUGGGACAGAUGUUGGCUGGAAUUUCUUCUACUGUAUCACAAAGGUCACAGUCUAUACCAACAAGUCCACCUCGGAGAACAAACCACCGUUCAUAUGCGGAUAACUUUAAUUAUAAUGCUAUGACAGCAACACUUUCUCCACCGAUAGUUAUAGAGAGGUCUUUUUCACUGCACAGAACACACACUCUGAAGGAUAUGGAGAAUAUUUUUCAGCUGGUGCGCAAUGUUAUCCCUCCUCUAACAGGGAAAAAGCAUAAAGGUCAAGAUGGUCGUAUAGGCAUUGUUGGAGGAUGUCGAGAAUACACUGGAGCACCAUAUUUUGCUGCAAUUACAGCUCUCAAAGUGGGUGCAGAUUUAUCCCACGUGUUUUGUACCAAAGAUGCAGCAACAGUAAUCAAAUCAUAUAGUCCAGAGCUGAUUGUUCAUCCAGUUCUUGACAGUCCCAAUGCUGUCCAUGAGGUGGAAAAGUGGUUACCACGGCUGCACUCGGUUGUCAUAGGACCUGGCUUAGGUAGAGAUGAAGUUCUGCUUGAGAACGCUAAGGGUAUUAUAGAGAAAUCAAAAGUGAAAGGAAUUCCUAUCAUUAUUGAUGCAGAUGGACUGUGGCUCAUUUCCCAGCAGCCUUCUCUUAUUCAAGGCUACCAGCGAGCUAUUCUUACUCCAAACUACAUGGAGUUCAGUAGACUGUAUGAAGCCAUGCUUAGAGACCCCGUAGACAGUAGUGAUCAUCAUGGAUGUGUGCUAAGACUCAGCCAAGCCAUGGGGAAUUUGACAGUUGUGCAAAAGGGAGAAAGAGAUCUUAUUUCAGAUGGAGAGAAGGUACUUGUGUGCAGUCAUGAAGGAAGCAGCCGGCGAUGUGGUGGACAGGGGGACCUCCUUUCUGGUUCUCUUGGAGUCUUGGCACACUGGGCAUUUGUUGCUGGAGCUGAAAAAACAAAUGGUCAAAAUCCCUUUCUAGUGGCUGCAUUUGGAGCUUGCUCUCUCACGAGGCAGUCUAACCACCAAGCCUUUCAGAAAUUCGGACGUUCAAUGACAGCCUCUGACAUGGUUUCAGAAGUUGGAACAGCUUUUAACAAACUUUUUGAAACCUGAAGCCAAAGCAGCAAAGAAGAAAAGAACAAUGACUGCAAGAGUAAUUACAUGUACCGUAGAAUUUACAUAAUGCACCCUUUCAAGUGCUGUAGCAGCAUUGGUAUGUUAGGUAGAUUUUUUUUAUUUUUAAGAAUAGAAAAAUAUGAUUAAUGUAGAUAUUUUUUAAGAGUUUGGAAUACAAAAAUGUUUUGGCUGAAAUAAGCUGUAGUUGCAGAUCUGUUAUAAUAUAAUAAAACUAAACUGAAAGUAUUCCUCUGUUCUUUUUGAUAGUUAUUGAGCAAUAACUAAAGUGUGAACAGCAAAAAAAAAAUGCACUUGAUACUUAGAUAAAAUUCUUCCACCAGCUCAACUGAAUUUCUUGGAUUUCUCCAAGGUUGUCACUUGUCAUUCUUAGACCCUCUGUCUAGAAUUAGCUAUUGCACUUCAUUUUUUGCUAUGCUAGUAGAGUAAGAAGCAAAACGUAAGCCUCUUUGGAAAGGGAAUGCAUGAGAGUUGCUGUAGAUUUUGAAUGUAAUUAGUUGCCUUUUCCCAUUCCCGGUCCUAGAGGCAGCAUUCAUGUAGACAAGGCAUCCCUUCCUGCAAUGUCUUGUUAGUUUUUUUUAAAGGUUCCCCCUUGGCGGAAUAAAGAUACGCUAUAGGUAUCUUGGCAGUAAAAUUCAUUAAUAAUUAGGCUUACCUGGAAAAGAAAUAAAUUUGUGUUUCUUUAUCUGGUCUCGACUCAGUAUAACGAACUUGUGAAAUUGUCAUUUGGAGAGGUACUAGGUGGGGCACGAAACUCGGUGAUACCCAGCAGAACUGGUUCAGCUCUCAGUGAUCAUGGAAGAGUGAAGUGCUUCUAAAAUUCCAGCUGCCUGCUGGGUUAGAGCUCGGAGCAGCCCAGCACACAGAUCUGUAGGUGGACAGCGAUGAGCCAGCGGGAAUACAAGUUGAAGGAACAAAAGGCAGCCCACGGCUCGUACCUGUGCCUUCAGGGCAGAGUGCAGGCAGCAUGUGCUGCAAGUCAAAGGUAGAAACAGAAAUAGGGUGGUCAGUCUUUGAGCUUCAGGUGAAGUACUUAGUAUUGCAAAAAGCAGGAGCUUUUAGAGCAAAAAGCGUAGAGGCCUUUACUUGAUCUUUGCAGGACAGACACUGAUCUGGUGCGCUGGCAGAGCAGGCAAGCAUUAGGUGUAAAGCAGAACUUCUGUGGGAUUUGCACAGGACCAUUCCUUAAAUUUUUGGAGAUUCAGUCAAAGUAUGUAGAGACUGAACAUGAUUGGAGAGGGAAGCAAGUUCCUGCAAAGAAAAUUUAAAUGGGUGCUGCCCUUGACCCUCCAACCCAGCUCCAAGUGUUGCUGCUCAUUGUAGUGCCAGAACAAUGAUGAAACGCAUCCGGUUCCUGCAGUGGAUGUUGCCUUUCAGCACAGCCACCCCUGCAUUCCCAGCUGGAAUGUGGUGUCCCAGACCACUCAGACUGUUCUCAUUCCUUGCAAUAGCUGCCUGCAGAAAGCACCCAGAAUCAGAAAGGCUACUCCAAGUAUUUUCCUUCAGCCCUUAGAGUUGGUAUUUAUGGAUGCACUGUGACUACUACCUCACCCUGAUGCAUUUUUCUUUUUCUUUUUAAACCAGUUACCUAUUUUUAAAAUAGGAUUUGAAGUGUUUGCUUGUGUUGCUCUAUGAGGGUUCACAGACUACUCUUAAGAAAUGAGGUUUUAGUGUUUAAUUUAAGCAGUUUUAUAAACUGUCUGCAUCUUUGGGGAAAGUUAAGCUAUUAUUUCCCCCCCUUAAAUGUAUUUGAGAAACCUGACUACUUUAAAAUGAAAUCAGAAAGUUAAAACUGAUUUUAAAACAGCUACUGCCUUUAAAAUAAGUGAUUUUUCUCUUGUGAUUAGAAUAUCAGUGGUAUUAUACACUAACAGAGCUCAGUACAGAUUUCAACUUGCCCUGUUGGUUUUAAAACUACACAGAAGUUGUAACUCUGUUAUUCACUAAUGUAUAUGAAUUGUUACAAUUUUUAAACAUUCUGGAAAUGUAGCAGUUUCUUUUGGUAGGAAAUAAAAAUAAUAGCAAAUUGA